This is a messenger RNA of Naegleria fowleri, 933 nucleotides long. RefSeq lists its product as uncharacterized. The transcript is spliced from 3 exons. The coding region runs from base 1 to 933 and encodes 310 amino acids. The record is from RefSeq and is a predicted model, not a curated record. NCBI's taxonomy places the organism in Eukaryota, Heterolobosea, Eutetramitea, Acrasida, Naegleriidae.
AUGGGACAAGAUCCCUCCAAAGGCUCUUUCUCCGAGUCAACAACUAACAACAGCACUUCACGAGCCAAUACAGGAUCACCAUUAUCAUCAUCACCAACUACUCAAAUUCCAUAUACAUCAUUUUCUGUUCCGAAAAUUCAAGGAGCUUCUUCUAACGCUCUCCGAAAAUUAUCCUUGUUGACGAAUCGAGUUGUAGCAACUCCUGUAGAUCAGCAGAAAAAGGAACAAUUAAAUACACCAACCAAAAAAGCUGGUGAUGAUAUCAUUUCAGUGGUGACUUUAAACGGACAAGGAGAAGUGAAAGUUGAUGACACAUAUCCAGAUGGAAUUAAUGAUGUAAUUGAAUCAAGAAAUAAUGUAGAAAAGGAUGAGUUAUUAAGAGAGUUAAAACAAUUAACAGAAUUUUAUCCCCUCAUUCGUGCAAAAGUGGAGACAACAAAUUCACCAUUAUCCAGUAUUUUAAAAUUUACAAAGAAAGAUUAUUUCACAUCAUCGAGCAAUACAAAUAAUGUUUUUACAGACCCUUCGUUAAAGGAAUUAGAUUGUAUUGACACGAAACCCUUGGUUGACAUAUGUGCUGAGUUUCAAACAAAUGCAAUGCACAACAAUCGCGCCGUGGCGUUUCGGCAAGAAGAAGUCCUAAAGUUGCUUUCACAUGCUUGUUCAAAAUCAAAUGCAACUGCCAAGUUUUUGGAAAAGAAAAAUGCAGAGCUUCAUCAUGUUGCAUCUGAACUUCGAGAUGUUGAACGACUUGAUAGAUAUGUAGAACAAACCAGAAAAUAUGUAGACUUAAUUUUAUUGCAAAUACAAGAGCUUGAGUCGUUGCUUCCUCAUUCAGUUAGAGCUCAACUUGACACGCCUCUUUUUGAAAAAUGUAAGAAUCCAUUUGAAGAAGACUCCCAAACAACAUCACUUUCGGAAUCAAAGCAAUGA